Physella acuta is the source of this 4136-nucleotide messenger RNA. RefSeq names its product leucine-rich repeat-containing protein 1. Gene Ontology annotation, cellular component: cytoplasm. Gene Ontology annotation, molecular function: protein binding. NCBI's taxonomy places the organism in Eukaryota, Metazoa, Mollusca, Gastropoda, Physidae. The record is from RefSeq and is a predicted model, not a curated record.
AUGUGUCUCUUCUUGUCGUGUGUCAAAAGUAUCGGGGCCUUGUUCUUCUGAUAAUCUAGGUCAUGCGUUUUGUUUGCGUUAAUUGAUCGCCCACCCUUCCCCCGGAGAGAUGCCUGGCUAAAAGAAACAUUGAAUGGAAAGAUCAAGCGUGUAACAUCUGGCAAAUUGGAGAAGCCAGCCAUCCAGCAAUGAUGUGGAUGGUGGAUGAGGUGACUCAGCUGGUAAAGGAGAUGCUGUUGGAGGGCAACAUCCACAACAUCGUUGUCUUCACUGUCAUCACCAGCUCUUCAGUGCUCUCUGUUGUUGGAGCGCUGCGACACAUCUACACAUUCAUCAACAACAUCCGCCAUGUGCAGCACGUGGAGGUUUUGCCCCAGCGGACACCAGACAGUGACGAGGCUGACGAGGUCAAGGCCUGCUGUCUUAACGAUGUGUCUCUCGUCCAGCACUUUGACAAGCUGGGGCUCCUCAGCUGCCAGACUAAAGCACAGAAACAGAACAUGGUGAACUCUACCAGGAACAAAGGCCUGAAGUGCUUGAAAUGCAAUGGUGGUCUGUGGGAGAGGCACUGUGUCCAGGGUCUGUGUGACCAAUGCUGUGAUAUUAAUGGGGCAUGCCAGGGCAAAGGUCACCAAAGACGUCCGCCUGCCUACCUGCCCUGGACGAAGUGUGCGGGGGUCAGUGAUCGCAUCAUCAACUUAAGCCGUUUAGCCCUGGAAGAGUUACCUCCCCGCCUUGGCUUCCAUUGCAUGAAUGCCUGCACGCUUGACGCCUCCCAUAAUGCCUUGUCCCAGCUGCCAGAGGACCUGGCCAUCAUGCGGGACCUCAUCAACAUCAGCCUGCAGGACAACUACAUCACUUCUAUCCCUCCAUUUUUUGCCUGUUUACACCAGUUGUCUUUUCUGGAUCUCAGACGAAACAGACUGCACACCUUUCCAGAGGCUUUACUAGACCUCCCACAACUUUUGAGGCUAUAUUUAGACCAUAAUGACCUACAUAAUCUACCUCAGGACAUUGACCGGCUGUGUUCUCUACAUUGUUUGAGUGUUGGAUACAACCACCUGUCUGAGAUCUGUGAUUCCUUGUUCAACAUUCCUGGCCUCCAGACGCUGUGUUUCCAUGGCAACAAGCAGCUGUCCACAUUCCCAGCUGGCGUUGGCAGGCUCAUCUGUCUACAGAAGCUGGACCUGGGUCACUGCGACCUGCGCAUCAUUCCACGCACCAUCAGCUCGUGCAUGGCACUCAGGGUUUUCUUAGUGUCUAGCAACAGGCUACUCCGCCUGCCUUGUGAGAUCUCUCAGUGCUACAGACUAGAGCGUCUUGAUGUCAGCAACAACAGGCUGAGUUACCUCCCUGCCACCCUGCUGUUUCGGCAACACACACUCCUGUUAAAUGUGUCUGGCAACCCCCUGAUGAGGAGAUGUGACCUGCCCCGUCAGUGGUCAGUGCUGGACCCUGUCUUCUUCACCAGCACCACCCCCUUCCCUUCUCUCUGGGCACUGGCUAGAGAGGCCAUCAAUAGAGGAAACCUCAAGGUCAACCUCCUCCCCCUCCCUGUACAAGACCAACUGGCCAGUGUGUCCAGCUGUUUUUUCUGUGGCCAAAGCGUGUCAAACAGCCUGGGUGCUGUCAGGUUCUCCCCAUGGCACCAGAGGGCCAGCCAGCAUGCACCUGCUGAUCUCCCCUUCCUCUUCACUUUCUGCACCGCCCACCUGAAGGGCUGCAGCUACCAGCAGCUGGAGGCCAACUUGGGACUCUUGUGUCAGGGGCCACAGCUGGCCUAGGUUGCUCUGGUUGGCCAUUUUUUUAAAUUUUGCUAUGGUAGGCCAUCUGGCUUGUCAGAUGAUUGGCCUGGGUUAUCUAUGCCUGCCUUUCAAAGCAUGAAGAUCUUUGCUAAAUCAGUGUCCUAACAAAAUUUACCUUAAUUAAAAUACAAGUAACUUUCAUUUUUUCAAUUGCUAAAUUACUAUAUAUGUAAUAAUAUACUGUGGUCACAGAAGCAGGGGAACUCUACUUCACCUGCCCUAGGGAUCCUAUUACUGUGAUAAUUAGAUUGAAUAUUUUCCACUGACACGUAUUACGUGAAGUUCAUGUCCUGAAGAUUGCUGAAAGUUUCCUGUUUUGGUUUUUGAGCAGUAGAACGUCACUGAGUCUACCCAGCACUUAUGAGUACCUGACACAUGGUGUGAAGAGUAAAAAUGGGCUUAGUGCUGGCUACAAUAUUCUUUCCUAUAUUGUAGUCAGAGAAACAGAUGAACUCUACUUCAUCUAUCCCAUGGCCCAUCACAUGAGUAACCUCUCACUGUUGGUUGUUUCCCUGACAUUAGUCAUGAGCUGGUAGCAUGCCUGACAUAAGGACAACAUUUUUUGACCAUCAACACAUUAUCCAGAGCCUUACACAUUUGUAAUCUGUUCUUAAGUUUUAAUACCAGCUUGCAUUUAAUAUCAAAAUUUUUACUUUUUGUCUUCAGGAAAUUCUAUUUUUAAAAAACAACAGUUUUAUGAUAUUAUUUUAUUUUGUGCUAAAUUUUUAUUUGAUAUUGUCCAGCUUUUCUUUGUUGUUAUUUUGUUGUAUUUUGUUGUAAAAGUCUAGUAGCCUACUAGACAAAUAUUUCAUUAUAUAAUAUUUGUGUAAUGAUUUUAAAACAGACAUUUGGAAUGAUGAUUCUAAAAACAGACAUUUGACAAGUUAUAACAGACACCGUAUGCCCCCCCCCCUUCCCCCCCAGAUCUUUUUGUGCCUUACUGUUUUCUGUUCCCCCUUGAGAGACCUGAUACUUCAACUUCACCCUAAAGAGGAUGAUGAUUCUAUUUUUCUCUGUCAGUUAUUAUGUUGUCAUCUAUUCAAGAUGUUUAUCUCCCUUAUUUCUUGCAUAUUAUAUUUUAUUAUGCAAAUUUUUCAAGUGGGUGUUUAUUCUGGUGCUGGCUGUGUUUUUGUUUUUCUUCUUUCUAUUUGACUGCAACAUUCCACAUCAUCUCUGGAUACUAGGCAUUCAUAUUGCUGUCUAGCUUUCUGGAUACUAGGUGUUCAUAUUGCUGUCUAGCUUUCUGGAUACUAGGUGUUCAUUUUGCUGUCUAGCUUUCUGGAUACUAGGCAUUCAUUUUGCUGUCUAGCUUUCUGGAUACUAGGCGUUCAUUUUGCUGUCUAGCUUUCUGGAUACUAGGUUUUCAUUUUGCUGUCUAGCUUUCUGGAUACUAGGCGUUCAUUUUGCUGUCUAGCUUUCUGGAUACUAGGCGUUCAUAUUGCUGUCUAGCUUUCUGGAUACUAGGCGUUCAUUUUGCUGUCUAGCUUUCUGGAUACUAGGUGUUCAUAUUGCUGUCUAGCUUUCUGGAUACCAGCUGUUCAUAUUGCUGUCUAGCUUUCUGGAUACUAGGUGUUCAUAUUGCUGCCUAGUUCCCCCCCCCCCCCCCAUUUAAGUUUACAUUGGACAAAGUUAUUCCAUUUUUAAUUUUUCUGCUAGAGUUAAAUACGGUACAGAAUUAUUCCAUUUGCUGCCCAUUGACAACAAUGCAAGUUACAAUGGAUGGUAAAUUGAAAUCCUUGAGCCUAAAACAAUGCUCCCCAUUGUCUUAUUGGCCUGUAUAUGUCUUUAGAGUGAUUUCUAAUGCAGUGGGUGGUAAACUAACAUACCAAGUAUCUGGGGUAUCAAAUUGUUCCAUAUCAUGGGAAUAUUUUCAUUCCAAAUUAUGUGAAUAAAAUAAAUUUUUAUUGAAAUAUUUUUAUUUUUGUUGUUAAAAAAAAAUUUGUUUUAUAAAAAAAUAAAAUUUUCAUAAUUUUCCUGUAAAAGCCUAGGGUGCAAUUAUACCAAAACUUCUUGCCGUACUUGUGUGGGGGUGUGUGGGUGUGUGUGGGUGUGUGUGGGUGUGUGAGGUUUACUGUGGUAACAUCUCACAUAUUCACACACAUAAAUUUGUUGUUUUCAGAUACCUGUACAGCGGACACUGUUAUAUGUUUCAGACUUUAUUUUAUUUUGUAUGUACAGUUUAUCAAUAGCUUCUGUCCUUUAAUAAUCAAGAAGUUAAGAUUUUUUAAUGUUGUGUUGAAAUAUUUUUACUUUUUUUUUUUUAUUUUCCUUUUGAUUGCAUAAAAUGUGAUACAUUCUUGAAAUGGACUUCUCUGUCCUCCCUCACCUGUC